This is a messenger RNA of Linum tenue, 8242 nucleotides long. NCBI's taxonomy places the organism in Eukaryota, Viridiplantae, Streptophyta, Magnoliopsida, Malpighiales, Linaceae. The record is from the annotation of a GenBank genome assembly.
CAAACACUUCUGCCUCUGUCUUCUAUUCUAUGUAUCUUCACUGCGAUCACUCGUUUUCCCUUCUUCACUACCUAUCUUCUGCUUCUCGAUUGUCUCGUUCCCCUGCAGCGGCCACCAACGACGAAACCACCUGUAAGUCUCUCUCUCUUUGAUAUAAGUUAUUAGCCUGGAAAUGGCGAAUGUGGCUCCUCAAGUAGUAUUGACAGUGAUCCGUUUGAAACGAACAAGAAACAAAAGCCAAACAGUGUUGAGUAUGCUGCUUCUGCCUCCUGCUCUGCACAUUCUAGCUCCCAGCCCCUGCCAUGGGGAGAGUACGAGGUGUUUCUGAAUUUCAGAGGUCCAGACACUCGUUAUCAGAUCACCGAUAUCCUGUACCGGUUUCUGGUGAACUUGAAAAUCCGCACGUUCAGGGACGAUGAUGAGCUCCGAAAAGGGGAAGAGAUCUGGCCCAAUCUUGCCGAGGCUAUCGAGCAGUCUAAGGUCUAUGUCCCUAUCUUCUCCGAGAAUUAUGCUGAUAGCAAAUGGUGCCUCAGGAGCUUGCAGCAAUUGUCGAACGCCAAGGGAGAAACCGGGGCUGCAUCAUUCUCCCCAUUUUCUAUAUGGUGGAUCCCAGAGACGUACGGCAUCAGAGUGGACCUUACCGGAAUGCAUUUCGACAACACGAGCAGAAUGUUGAUGAAGAGACCAUAAGAAUUUGGAAAGAUGCUCUCAAUAAGGUUGGGGCUCUGAAAGGAUGGCAUGUCAAAAGCAAUGACGAGUAUGUAUUACCUUACUCUUGCCUCUUAGUAUAUUCUUUCACCAAGUUACUUAUUGUUAGAUUGGGAACUAGUUUCGCGUCUUGCUCCUGGUAUUAGUGUCUUCUAUAGUGUGGUUGCUAUAAUUGCAAGUCAUAUUUUCCCAGGCAGGGGGCUAUAGCAGAUCUUGUUACUGGCGUCGUGUGGUCACAUCUAACUAAGAACAAUAAUGUCUUAGAGAUCGAUAAGUUGAUUGGAAUUGAUGAUCACGUAGAAGCAGUAAAAGAAAGUAUGGCUCUAGACUCUCCUUGUAUGAAAAUCGUUGGCAUUUACGGUAUGGGUGGUAUUGGCAAGACUACUAUCGCCAAGGCUGUAUAUAACAACGUAUCUGCUCAAUUUGAUCGAUGUAGCUUUGUCGAGAACGUACGAGAAAUGCUAGAACAAAAGGAUGGUGUCAUCACUUUGCAGAAGCAUAUCGUCUCUAACAUUUUGAUGGUGAACAUUGCUGAAUCCAUUGUCAACAACAGUGAAGGAAUCAGAGCUAUAAGAGAUAGAGUUUCUCGGUUCAAAUUUCUUGUUGUUCUUGAUGACGUGGAUGAGACGUUUGAAUUUGAGAAGAUCUUGGGAAACAUGGAGAAUUUUGUUUCGGGAAGCAGAUUCAUCUUUACGUCUAGAAACAUAAAAGUAUUGAGUAUGUUGGCUGAUGAUAUCAAGUUAUAUAGAGUACAAGAAAUGAGUCAUCAGCACUCACUCCAACUCUUCUGCAACUAUGCAUUCAAAAAGGAUAUUCCUCCAUCAAAUUAUGAGACUUUGUCCAAUGAUAUCGUAUCGGUUGCAGCAGGACUUCCAUUGACACUUAAAGUUGUGGGUUCACUUUUAUUUCAAGAAGAGGAAGAGAUUUGGAGAGACAAACUGAAGCAGUUAAAAGAGAUUCCAGAGCAGAAGGUUGUAGAUAGGUUAAAGAUAAGCUACGAUACAUUAAAUGAAGAGGCGAAGCGGAUUUUCUUGGACAUUGCUUGUUUCUUUGUUGGAGAGGACAAAGAGAUCGCUUUCUAUAUGUGGAGUGAUCUUGGCUUUUUUCCGACAACUAAUAUUAAUAUCCUCAAUCAAAGGUCUAUGAUCGGAAUUGUGGUUGCAGGUUCUAGAAAAAAACUAAUUUUCCAAAUGCAUGAUCAACUCAGAGAUAUCGGUAGAGAAAUUGUACGCCAAGAAAACAGAAGGCAUCCAUGGAAGACAAGUAGGAUAUGGUCGAAGGAGAAAGCUCUGAACGUGUUACUUAACAAAAAGGGAACAAACCAAGUUGAGGGCAUCAUAAUGCGCUACAAUAAUUUUGAAAUCUUAAAGAACCUAAAUAUGGAGGAGCUUGGAACGAUUUCUAAAGAGUGCUUCAUGAAUUUAUCAGAGUUGAGAUACUUGGACAUAAAUGUUAGUGUGCUCAUUGACGACUUUGGUGAUUACAUUCCGAAUUUAAGAUGGCUUCGAUUGAGGAAUGGACCUUCCGAUAACUUUAAUGUGGAAAAUUUGGUGAUUCUUGAAGUCUCAAGCUUCUCAUGUACGAGAGUCGACUCGGGAGGCUUGAAGCAAAUCAAGAUGGCGAGCAAGCUCAAAGUUCUGAAGCUUUCUGGUUACUGGCUGAACGAAUUUCCCCAGUUCCCACAUUCUGGGAGCCUUGAGAUAUUAGAACUGGUUGAUUCCUUCCACCAUCCGUUGAUCCGUAAGGACCUGGACAUUGGGAAUUUGUGGAACCUAAAAGAGCUGCGUCUGGGGGAAUGCGGAGUAAGAGAAAUAACGGGCGGAAGAAUUGGGAUGAUGCCAUGGGAGAACCUGAAGGUGCUAUAUCUGGACGAUUGUGAGGUAAGAGAGAUAACAGGCGGAACCCUUGGGACGAUGCCGUUGGAAAACAUGAAGGCGAUGCAUCUUCUUCCAUCAUCUCUAACCUCACUCUUCAUUAUCAAGUGUCCAAAGCUGGAGUGGCUCCCCAAUUUAGAGAAUCUGGUGAACUUGACUGGCUUACAUAUCCAUGGCUGUCCGGUCCUGAAGGAGAUCCUUGGUCUCCAAGGACUGAAAUCCUUGGAAACUCUGAGCCUGAGUUGUCUGGAAGCUGUGCGCAGCGUGGACGGUCUUGACAGUCCCUACUCUUUGAAAUCCAUACAAAUUAACGCUUGUUCGGCGUUGGAAAGACUCGCCAGCACGGCAUCUUUGAGCCAGAGACUUUGUAUAAGUAUCCGUAACUGCCCUUGUCUCACAGAAAUCCUUGGCCUUGGAGGGCUGCAGCCAUGGGAAACACUUCACCUUCAUGAUGUACUGAGGUUAAGGCGUCUCCACGGUUUUGAAACUGUCCCGCCUCUGAUCAUGUUAGGAGGUGUAGUUAUACGCAACUGCCCUCUUCUCACAUCACUAGCACAGGAAGAUAGGCCUUUGCAACUGAAUGGCUAAAGGCUCAAAAGCAGAUAUUCGCCUGGGCAUCAAAGCAUUUGGAGUACUUCCAAGGAUGAAGCCUCGUUGUGUCAAGCGAUGUUGUUUCGCGAGCGUAGACGGUGUUCUGAAUUAGGUGGCUGGAGUCGUGUUUCGAAUUGGGAGUCCACAGUGUCCAAUUCAUUCUGACGUUUGAGCAAUUCAAGUUUGGUGGGCAUUCUGCAUCAGACCAUAUGCUGAUCUGUGGUGGAAAUUGGGAAACAGAGUACAGAACAGGGGUAAACAGAGGCAACACCACGUGUCCCUUUCCAUCCAAUCCUUCAUCUUCUUCUUCCCUUCUCCCUCCCUUUUCUUCUUCGAUCUUGCUCUCUCUCUCUCGCUCCCUCACUCCAAGAAUGGAUCCCUUGCGUGGAUUGCAACACCACGGCGGCUGCACCGCUGCCUCGCCCAGACUCCACCUCUCCGAUCACCGUUCUCAGUCCCUCCACCGCCGCUGUCAUCGUUCUUCGAGCACUCAUUUCCUCCGCACUCACAGGAUCUCAUUCCCUCUCCGUCACCACCACGUCCUUCUCCCGAGAAUCGCUUGCCGCGUUUCUCCUCCUGAAACCAGGGAUGAAGAGAGGAUGGACAAAUCCAAGUCGAGACAGAAAGUGCAGCUCAAUAUUCGUCUCGAUCACCAAGUUAAAUUUGGUGAGAAUGUAGUCAUUUUGGGAUCAGCCAAAGAGCUAGGUUCGUGGAAAAAGAAUGUGGCAUUGAAUUGGACGGAAGGUGGAUGGGUGUGCAAUUUGGAGUUGGACGGUGGUCAGUCUAUUGAGUAUAAGUUUGUUGUUGUGAACAAGGACAAGCGGACUUCGUGGGAAGGUGGUGAUAAUCGGAGGCUGAAUUUGCCCAACGAGGGGAGUUAUGAGAUGGUAUGUAGGUGGAAUGCAACUGGGGAAGGUAUUGAACUGUUGCCUGCUGGAUCGGAGCAGAAGCAGGACAGAACAGAGAAAAUAGGCUUUGAUGGACCUAGCAGUGCUCCUCCCACGCAUGAUGGUGAGCUGAGCCCUUUUGUUGGGCAAUGGCAGGGAAAGGCUGCAUCAUUCAUGAGGUCCAAUGAACAUAGGGACAGGGAAGGUGAUAGGAGAUGGGAUACUUCUGGUCUUGAGGGAUUGUCUCUAAAGUUAGUCGAAGGCGAUCGGAGUGCAAGGAAUUGGUGGAAAAAGCUUGAAGUUGUCCGGGAGCUGAUAGUUGGAAGUCUUGAAAGUGGGGAUCGUAUGGAUGCUCUCAUAUACUCUGCUAUCUAUCUUAAGUGGAUUAAUACAGGACAAAUUCCUUGCCUUGAAGAUGGAGGACAUCACAGGCCAAAUCACCAUGCUGAAAUCUCUAGGCAAAUAUUUCGGGAGUUGGAAAGAAUAUCUAGUAGAAAGGAUACUUCUCCACAGGAAGUGCUUGUUAUUCGGAAGAUCCAUCCUUGUUUGCCAUCAUUUAAGGCAGAAUUUACAGCAACGGUUCCUCUAACUCGCAUUAGGGACAUUGCUCAUCGAAAUGACAUCCCUCAUGACCUUAAGCAAGAAAUCAAACACACGAUUCAAAACAAGCUUCAUAGGAAUGCCGGGCCAGAAGAUCUAGUUGCAACGGAGGCAAUGCUUGCAAGAAUCACCAAGAACCCUGGAGAGUACAAUGGGGCAUUCGUGGAACAAUUCAAGAUUUUCCAUCAGGAGCUUAAGGAUUUCUUCAAUGCUGGAAGUCUUACUGAGCAGCUUGACUCAGUUAGAGACAGCUUUGAUUCUAAGAGUCUUUCUGCUCUCACAUUGUUUUUGGAUCGCAAAAAGGUUUGUUGUGCUAUUAACUUGGAUGCUUCAAAACGGUCGACCAACAUUAGCGAAUUGAUUGAGACCAUGCAGUCUCUGAAUGGUCUUAGAGAUAUGAUUGGAAAGGGUCUUGAAAGUGGUCUCAGGAAUGAUGCCUCUGAUGCUGCUAUAGCUAUGCGUCAAAAGUGGCGUCUUUGCGAAAUUGGCCUAGAAGACUACUCUUUUGUACUGUUGAGCAGAUUCAUCAACGAACUUGAAUCAAAGGGAGGGGCUAAGUGGCUUACUGACAAUGCAGAAUCAAAGAAUGUCAGCUCUUGGAACGAUCCACUUUCUUCCUUGAUUAUUGGUGUUCAUCAACUGGCCUUAUCUGGAUGGAAACCAAAAGAAUGUACAGCCAUUGAAAAUGAACUCCUUGCAUGGCAAGAGAGAGGUCUCUCUGAGAAGGAAGGAGCUGAAGAUGGCAAAAUGAUUUGGGCACUGAGGCUCAAAGCAACUCUCGAUAGAGCAAGAAGAUUGACCGAGGAAUACUCAGAAUCACUUCUUCAGAUCUUUCCGCCAAAAGUGCAGAUUUUAGGCAAAGGACUUGGAAUUCCAGACAAUAGUGUGAGGACAUACACUGAGGCUGAGAUUCGAGCUGGGGUAGUAUUCCAAGUGUCCAAACUCUGUACAGUGCUUUUGAAAGCAGUCAGAAAUACUCUUGGGUCCCAGGGUUGGGAUGUUCUUGUUCCUGGGGCUGCUGUUGGCACAUUAGUUCAGGUCGAAAGCAUCGUACCCGGAUCAUUGCCCCCAAGUGCAAAAGGACCCAUAAUUCUUGUGGUCAACAAGGCUGAUGGGGAUGAAGAGGUCACAGCUGCCGGAAGCAACAUAGUAGGAGUCGUGCUUCUGCAAGAGCUGCCUCACUUAUCUCAUCUCGGCGUUAGAGCCCGCCAGGAAAAAGUUGCCUUUGUAACAUGUGAAGAUGAUGACAGACUUGUUGAUAUACAAAAACUCCUUGGGAAACUUGUGAGGCUGGAAGCAUCUUCAAGCGGUGUGAACCUAACCCAGACCUCAUCAAAUGAGAUCACUUACAAUUCUACUGCCGAAGAUAUUGCAGGCAAUGGAUCAUCUGCAGUUAGAAAAACUGAGCUUCAAGACCCUACCAUUAAACCCUCUUCACCGAACCAGUCAUCAAAGGGUGCAUCUGCUGGAGGCGUCAUAUUGCUCGCCAAUGCAAACCCACUUACCUCUGGUGCAAAGGCGGCUUCAUGUGGUCUUUUAGCUUCAUUAUCUGCCGUUUCAAGUGAGGUUUCCAAUGACCAUGGGGUAUCAGCUUCAUUCCAAGUCCCGACCGGUGUAGUCAUCCCUUUCGGUUCGAUGGAGAGGGCACUCGAACGAUCCAAUUCGACCGAAACUUUCAAGUCUCUCCUACAACAGGUAGAAGAAGCUAAGCUGGAAGGUGGCCAACUUGACAAACUCUGCACCCAACUCCAGGAGUUGAUUAGUUCCCUGCAGCCCCCAAAUGAAGUCAUGGAUGCCAUCAGCCAAACAUUCCCGGGAAACGCCCGUCUGAUCGUACGGUCAAGUGCCAACGUGGAAGACUUGGCCGGAAUGUCUGCAGCAGGACUCUACGAUUCCAUCCCCAAUGUCAGUCCGUCGAACCCAACAGUUUUCGGCGGAGCAGUGAGUCGAGUGUGGGCUUCCUUGUACACGAGGAGAGCGAUUCUGAGCCGCAGAGCAGCUGGCGUGCCUCAGAAGGAUGCCACCAUGGCCGUUCUGGUACAAGAGAUGCUAUCGCCGGAACUCUCCUUCGUGCUCCACACGCUCAGUCCAACCGAUAACGACAGCAACUCGGUCGAGGCCGAGAUUGCUUCGGGACUGGGCGAGACCCUGGCGUCCGGCACUAGGGGAACUCCAUGGCGUAUGUGCUGUGGCAAGCUGGAUAAGUCUGUAAAGACCUUAGCAUUUGCGAAUUUCAGCGAUGAAAUGGUGGUGGGCGGCGCAUCAUCGCCUGCAGAUGGUGAAGUGGUUCAUCUGACGGUGGACUACAGCAAGAAGGCACUGACGGUCGACUCGAUGUUCCGUAACCAGAUCGGUCAGCGGCUCGGUGCGAUCGGGUGGUUCCUCGAGGGCAAGUUCGGUGGACCACAGGAUGUUGAAGGGUGCAUUGUUGGAGAAGAUGUCUACAUCGUGCAAACGCGGCCACAGCCUCACUAGUUUCGCUUCUUUUAGAUCCAGACUCUAAUAAUGUGCUCGCUCGCAGCACCUGGAAGAACAUGUUCUUCCAUGGCUGCCGCAAAGUGCUCGCUCGAAUAACCGAACACUUCAAUCAGUAACCAUAACAAAAGCAUUUAGCUCUGCAACUAGGUACAUUAUACAUGCUUAUUGCCCUCAUAUCCUACAUUCUCCAGUAUCUAUUAAACUCCAGCAAAGUUCGAAAAGACGGAACAACUUUCCCAGCAAGAGGAAAACUAUAAGCUUUCGGGGGUUGAACUACGGGCUAAAACGUUAAACGAAGACUCUGGGUGUAGUCCCGGAAGGAGGCUUGACAUCAACCUCCUUCAGCACAGUCUGAAGCCCCUUCCCUGCCCCGUUCGCAAGCGGAUGCCUCCCCAUCGCCAGCCCUUCAAUGUCCUUCCUCUUCUCCUUCUCCGCCGCAAAGGAUACCUUGUACCUCUUCUCCACAUCCAGGGCGAGUUCAUCGUACAGCUGGCCUUCGCGAGUGAGCGCGAACAUGAUCUGGGGGAUCCCGAGCGGGAGGUUAUCGCCACGAUCCACCUGCCAGAAGUGGAUGGUCUUGCCGUAUGUCUUGGCCACCUUCUCCAUGUCCUGACGCUCCACGGGGCCCGGAAUCCCGGGCAUGAACAGGUACCCUCCUUUCACCUCAUAGUCGUGGGAGUGCCACAUCGGCUUCUCCUCGUCCGGCAGCGUGUCGAACAGCGUCUCGGUCACGAUGUACUCGAUUCCGAUCAGCCGAGCAUCCGGUUCGGGGCUGUUGUAGAUCAAGCACUGCCUCACUUCCUCGUUGAGGUGGCCGCAGAAGUGGUGGGCCUCCACCUGCCUCGUCAUGUCGUGGCUGUAGAAGUGAAACGCGCAGAGGUGCUGGUGGAUGUGGCUGAUGGGGCCGAAUCGCUGGAUGGAGGCGGUCGCCUUCUCGAGCAAGGACGUCGUCGUGGCCGUCGGAUCGCCGGGGACUUCUGGAUGCUGCGACAUGGUAAUUUGAUGAAAUGGAUAAAAUCGAAGCUUUUCUCGAUCUGACGACGAACUCUGUGGUUUCGGGUUUUUGUAUGAUGGACAGGAAAAGAGAGAGGGAAUGAGUCAAGU